Messenger RNA from Oryzias melastigma (Indian medaka), 3480 nucleotides. Its product is annotated as transmembrane protease serine 6. Lineage: Eukaryota; Metazoa; Chordata; Actinopteri; Beloniformes; Adrianichthyidae. Gene Ontology annotation, molecular function: protein binding; serine-type endopeptidase activity. The transcript is spliced from 18 exons. Bases 450 to 2717 code for a protein of 755 amino acids. Gene Ontology annotation, biological process: proteolysis. The record is from RefSeq and is a predicted model, not a curated record.
AGAGCAACUCCCUGUUGUUUUCUGAAAGGAGUCUAACAUACAGGUGCGUGAUGCCUUUUAUUAGGCGUUCCAGUCCUUUGUGAACCCAUAAUGGUAGCGUAAGUUAGUGAGCAAAUACCAGUGAGAUCUGGGAACCUUUGGACCUACAAACAGAACUGGAGCUGCCCUCUGUCUGUUGGACAAUCGUCUUUGGCCAGUAAUGCACAUUGAAAGUUAGAACAAUAGCAAACUUUUACAUCAGUAAGAGCUGAUGGACAUUACAAUGGUUUUGGAAGGAACCCGUCAUCUGGAGUGACUCUAUGGCGCUGGGGCACGGCUCAAAGAAGUCAGUUUCAUGCGACCAGGGGACUCCACCUGCUUCUCUGAACGAUGGGUAGGUAGGACCAACGGCUGUGUCAACAAAUAAGUCCAGAUCCCACAAAUGUCUUCUGGCGGUCCUCAUCCUCCUGAUGGUGCUGAUUGUAGCUGCAGGAGCCACACUAGCCUGGUACUUCCUGGAGUACAGGGUCUGGACAUUAGAUCCUCGGGUGGAGAAGCAGUACACAGGGUCUCUAACCAUCUUGAACAAGAACUUUUCCACUGAAAUGUCCUCUCACAGCAGUCCUCUGUUCAAAAGAGAGGCCAAGGCAGUACAGAACACGAUAAACAAGAUAAUGAAAGCUUCAUGCCUGUCCCGAUACUUUAACUCCACCACUGUGUUUGCUUUUGGGCAGGGCAGUCUGGUGGCUCACUUCUGGAUAGUUCUGUCUGUACCCAGCAGCCAUGUUGGUAGAGUCACAGUGGAGAAGGUCAGCAGGACCCUGGAGGACGGCCUGAGAGAGCAAUCAGUGACAGAGGACACAAGCAGCAUUGAUGGCUUUCUGUUCCACCUUCCCACACUGUCUAUCAGAGAAACUGAUCCUAAAGUCAUAGCUCUUUUAAAGGCUGCCUUUGACUGCUACCGCUAUCAGAUGGUGGUUUCCAGCAGUCCCGUGGUUCUCCGUGGCCCUGACACGCAGCGCUCCUCCUGCCUGUGGCACCUCCAGACUGCCCCCAGCUUCCAGCUGGAGCUCCACAUGGAGUGGCUGCUGCCGGAGUGCAGCGACCGGCUGGUGGUGUACGACUCCCUCGCCCCCUCCGAUGAUCAUCUCAUCACGUCGGUGUACGGCUGCAGCAGACACGAGCAUGUGGUGCGUGUUCUGUCUUCAGGCGAGUGGAUGACAGUGGUUUGGAAGCAGGGUCUUUACAACUACAGAGACCCUUUUUCUUUGUCUGCACAAGCCUGGAUCCAGCAGGACUGUGACUUUGACAUUGAAGUGAAGGACAUGUCCGGGAUGCAGGGGACUCUAAGGACGCCUUUUUUCCCCAGCUACUAUCCUCCAAACACCAACUGCACCUGGAGGUUUUCUAUGCCCGGUGCAGGUUUGGGUUUGGCUCUAGACUUUGAUGGCUAUGAGCUGAGUAGAGCCAGCUACAAUCAAGUCUGUACACAGGGACAGUGGAUUAUCCAGAAUCGCAGACUGUGUGGUACGAGGGGCCUUCAGGCCUACUGCGAACGCCUCUUCCUGCUCUCCACAACAACAACUGUUAUCAUGACAUCUGAGGUGUUACUCACAGGGCCAGGGCUUCAGCUGCACUAUAGCACCUUCAACCUGACAGACCCUUGUCCAGGUCAGUUCCUGUGCACAGUGAACGGCCUCUGCGUUCCUGUGUGCGAUGGAAUCAAAGACUGUCCCAACGGACUGGAUGAGAGGAACUGCGUGUGUGUGGCUCAAUUUAUAUGCCCAGAGGACAGUCAGUGUGUGGACUAUUACAAAGUGUGUGACCAACACCCAGACUGCCCUGAAGCCACGGAUGAGAUGAACUGCACUGAAGGUGUCCAGUGCACAGAUAUGACCUAUGUGUGUGCUGAUGGUACGUGUCUGAAAAAGCCCAACCCCAUGUGCGACUCUGUCACUGACUGCCCUGAUGGUUCAGAUGAGAAGCAGUGUGACUGUGGACUAAGACAGUUCUCCAGCCGCAUUAUCGGUGGAAAAGACGCCUCAGAGGGGGAGUGGCCAUGGCAGGCCAGCCUCCAGGUGCGAGGCACCCACAUUUGUGGGGGUACAUUGAUCUCCAGCCAAUGGGUGGUGUCUGCUGCCCACUGUUUCUAUGACGACCGCCUCUACUCCCCCACCAUGUGGACAGUCUACCUUGGUAAGCUGCUCUUGAACCGCAGCAGCCCCACAGAGGAGGUGGCUCGAGUGCUGCACAUUCACCUGCACCAGUAUUAUGACGAUGAGUCUCAGGACUAUGACCUGGCCCUGCUGAAGCUGGACAGACCUGCAUCUGCACUCCUGGCUGAACAUGCUCGACCUGCAUGCCUGCCGCCCCCCACCCAUCAGCUGGAACCGGGCCUGCUCUGCUGGGUCACCGGCUGGGGGGCGCUCAAAGAGGGAGCGGGUGGAGCCAGUAAUGUGCUUCAGAAGGUGGACGUCCGACUGGUCAGUGAGGAGGACUGCGUUCGCUCUUACGGCCAUCUGAUUUCUCCCAGAAUGCUUUGUGCUGGUUAUCGCAGCGGAAAGAAAGAUGCAUGUCAGGGGGACUCUGGCGGUCCGUUGGUUUGUCAGGAGCCUUCAGGCCGCUGGUUUCUGGCCGGUGUGGUGAGCUGGGGAAGAGGCUGCGGGCGACCAGACUACUACGGCGUCUACACUCGCAUCACCAGACUCACGGGCUGGAUCAAAGAGAUCAUCUCCUGAGAAUCAUUUACAAAGAGGAAGCUGAAGCUUGCUGACUGUCGAUCAGACCUUUUGAUAGUGAAACGUUUGCAGAAGUUACUGAAACUCAUUGUUCAAACUGAAGUCAAUUAUACCUGUUUAUUGCUGAUGGAAUCUACUAUUGAUCAAAAUGUCUUGAUAAAGCAGAGCAGGAUCUAAUAACAAAAUCAAUUAGACAUAACAGCCAAUUAAAAAUAUCACCACAUAAUCCUUACUUUUAUUCAAUCGACUAUAGAAAGGCUGAGUUUUGUUCUUGCAUCUCCAUGUACCUCAAAGGACAGGAACUUUUAUCCUUAGGGAAUGCUUCAGUAUUGCAGAAUUCCCAUUUUUUGUUAAUUAGUUGUGUAGCCCUUUUUUUAUCAGGCUAUAACCCAUAAUCCAGUUCUGCUCUAUUAGGCAUAACUACAGUUUUAAGGUUGAACGGUUUUCUCAUGUAGCUGCGCGAACGGUCGAAUUCAGUGCUGUGAAAUGGACAGCUGUGUUUCAUUAUACCUGCCUUUUAAAUUUUCACUUUUGACUGACAUUUAUUAUGAAUACUGUGCAACUUUAUAUGACUUUGAAGCAGAGGAACAUUUUUAAAAAAGUGAAGAAAAUAUCACUUCUUUGACAGCUGCUGUCCUUUUUUUUUUAGCACAUUCUGGCUCUCAAAUGUCACAAGACCUGGAUGCUGUAUAAAAUGUAACUCCUCAUUCAUAAGGACAACUCAAAAUACAUGUAUAAAUCUAAAAAUAAACACAUGAAAAAA